AUGGCAGCUGUCUUCAUCAAAGCCAACAAGGAUGAGGCUAACAGCCGUGGGGGUGAGAGGCUUGGGACGGCGCGGCUUCUCCUGGGCCGGCCCCUCUCCACCGCCCAGGAAGCGGGGAAGGAGUGCGGGCCCCCACCCCAUCUAAGAAUGUCUGGUCCCCAGUCAUUGAACAACUUCUGUUGUCGGGCCUCGUGCCGGGCACAGGGGACCUCGGUCGGCACUCAAGUUCCUUCCCCUGUAGUAGAGAAGGAAGACCACAUAGGCGGUGCCAAUACAGAAUGCCAAGUGUCACACGGUCAGCACACCAGUUUCUUCCUGACCAAAGAGCAGAGCCACGCCCAGAUGAAUGAAUUUUCCUGUAAGGAUGUUGCCAGUGCCUUGUCUGUGGCCAACAUGAUCCUGGGGCUCUUCUCCAUCUUCUGCAGUUUCCGCAAGAAGUCCCCCUGUGCCUCCUGGAUGCUUUUGGUCAGCUUUCUAUUAGACAUGGCUAUCGGGGCAAUGACCAGACACCUCAACAGCUGCUCCACAUCAGGAGCCAAGCUGAAUGACUUUGCUGUCUUCACCACCUUUGGCCUGGCCUCAGCCCUGCUUCUAGGCAUGGAUGGGCCUCUGAACGGCUUCCUGGCCAUCAUCUAUGUGUUGGCUAUUUCAGUCCGCCUCUGUUUCUAUUCAGCUGGUGUUCCCUUCACAUACAAGGGUCUACCCUGCCCCUAUGCUUCCUGUGUUUUGGCCUCCACCUCCCUCCUGACCAAAGGCAACACAUUCAUUCUCUCUUGCAUGGCCUCACUCAUGAUUCUAUUCAUGAUGGACCAGAGCUACUACCCACAUGACGAAAUCCUGGAGUCUGAGAACUGGAAAAAAAUGGUCUAUCUGGGAGGUGUCAUCAUGGUGUUUUUGUCUCCAUUGUCGCUAACUGCUUUUUACUGCCUGAUGUGGUCACUCUCCUACAUCUUCUUUCCAGAUGCUCUGUGGCACAAGGCAGCAUGUCUUAAGCUGCAGGACCGAAGACACUAA
Molecule: messenger RNA, 1014 nt
Organism: Lipotes vexillifer (Yangtze River dolphin)
Lineage: Eukaryota; Metazoa; Chordata; Mammalia; Artiodactyla; Lipotidae
Gene: TMEM269
Product: transmembrane protein 269
Exons: 8
Coding region: 1-1014 (337 amino acids)
Biological process (GO): phospholipid biosynthetic process
Cellular component (GO): membrane
Molecular function (GO): phosphotransferase activity, for other substituted phosphate groups
Source: RefSeq, a predicted model, not a curated record